Molecule: messenger RNA, 1288 nt
Organism: Varroa destructor (honeybee mite)
Lineage: Eukaryota; Metazoa; Arthropoda; Arachnida; Mesostigmata; Varroidae
Gene: CSN8
Product: COP9 signalosome subunit 8
Biological process (GO): COP9 signalosome assembly; protein deneddylation
Cellular component (GO): COP9 signalosome
Source: RefSeq, a predicted model, not a curated record
CUUUAACGCGUGAAAAAUAUACAGAUAAAAAUUGUAAUACUGACAAAAAUAUUGCAAGCUGUUAUUUCCGAAAAUACAGCAUUUCCAAAAGUGAUUCAGUCGGUUCUGUGUUGUUUGUAUAGCGUCCUUGUCGAGAUCUGCUGGGCAAGAUGAUGCUCCCAACGGAAACAGCGGAAGAGAUACGUGCGAAGUAUACGGAGAUGCAAAUCGAACUGGAGAACCUAGAAAUUGAGCGUGGUGCAGCUGACGAGGUCCCUGCUGACUCAGUUACUUCCGAACUGUAUCUCCAACUUAUGGCGAUCUAUCUUAUACAGAAUGACUUGCCCAAUGCAAAAUUUGUGUGGAAGCGAGCUCCCGACAACAUAAGAAAGAGUGCAUCGUUGUCAGGCAUGCAUCGAGUGUUUUUGGCACUAUGGAGUCGCGAUUUUCCAGCCACUUAUACGGCACUAAAUGGUACCAACUGGACACCGAGCGUCCAGCCGCUUAUUGCCGAUUUACGCUCGUUGACGGUGCUGCGGGCCCGAAGUCUCCUUUCCAACUCGUACGCUGAUGUUUCCCAAGAGGAUUUUUGUCUCUUAAUGGGCGUCCCGAUGAGCACUGAAGGUGUUGCAGAAGCUUGCGCGGAGUUAGGUUGGACUCUAAAUGGUGGUCGCGUAAUACCUGCAAAGCCAGCACCCCCUACAGAACAGCCUUUAAUGUCCGAGGCCCAUCUUGCCAAAUUGGCAGAAUUCAUCAGUUUCCUCGAAUGUUAACGUUGUCUCAUGAUAUCCAGUCUUUUCAAAAAGGGAUUUCGUCUUUUUUUUUUUCAUCUAGGUUAGCACAUAAGCAACUCAGGCUGAAGGGCAUUUAUAAUGUAGUGUCCCUCUGUUAAGUAAAAGACAAAAAAAAGGUAAUGAGUGAUUCGCACUCUAUUCCUGCUCCGUCAGUAGAGAAAUUACAGUAGGUCCCGUUCACCAUUCUACAAUAAGAUCUGCAGCUGUUUCAAGAUAUCCUAACGUUAAGGCCAUUUCGUGAGAAUGUGAUUUUAAAUAAAUGAAUGGACGACGUAAUUGCUGAUGCGGAAAAAAGAAGCUGCUACCAAGCCUUGAUCUACCCGCGAGUCAUUGUAUGGAAAAUCUCACAUCAUAUAAACGUGAUUGCGCUCUGUGGAUAUAAAGUGCGUGGGUAAUUCUAAGUGCGGCUGUGUAUAUUAUGUUAAUACAUUUCUAGUUGUCAAUCUUGCUACCAAUGCAAACCUAUGAGAAAGUGAAUAAACAUGUUAAUUUGAUAUUAUUAGUGCAUACAGUAA